Messenger RNA from Megachile rotundata (alfalfa leafcutting bee), 2816 nucleotides. It is a transcript of the gene Amph, whose product is annotated as amphiphysin. NCBI's taxonomy places the organism in Eukaryota, Metazoa, Arthropoda, Insecta, Hymenoptera, Megachilidae. Gene Ontology annotation, molecular function: protein binding; phospholipid binding. The record is from RefSeq and is a predicted model, not a curated record. Gene Ontology annotation, cellular component: plasma membrane; cytoplasm.
UUUCGUGUCGACUCUUUAGUGUUUCUCCGCGCUUCCGUUCGUGCGUUUUGGUUGUGGUUCGGUGUGAAAGAAAGUAACGUCGGCCAGACUUGAAAAUUGAAUUUAGUGUUCUGGAGAGGAUUGUUUGUCGCCGCUUUUCUAGUACCGUGAAAGAAAAUGGCUGAAAGUAAGGGUGCGUUGAUCGCGAAGACAGUGCAAAAACAUGCAGGCAGAGCGAAGGAAAAGUUUCUUCAGAACCUGGGCAAGGUAGACAGGACCGCGGACGACAUAUUCGACGAGCAUCUGCAGAACUUCAUGAGGCAACAGAACGCCGCGAACAGGCUGCAGAAGGAGUUCAACAACUACAUCAGAUGCGUUCGAGCGGUGCAAGCAGCGUCGAAGACACUCAUGGAUUCCCUGAACGAGAUCUACGAGAGCCAAUGGACCGGGCAUGAUCUCCUCUACGUGCAGGCUCAAAAUCUAGACAUGUUGUGGCAAGACUUCACUCAUAAGCUUGCGGAUCAAGUCCUGGUGCCUCUCAACACUUAUCAAAGCCAGUUUCCAGAAAUGAGGAAAAAGAUCGACAAACGCGGACGAAAAUUGGUCGACUACGAUAGUCAGAGGCAUAACUUCCAGUCGCUACAGUGUAAUCCGAGGAAACGGGACGAGCUUAAAGUAUCUCGAGGAAAAGAGCUGUUGGAGGAGGCGAAACGUACAUACGAGCAACUAAAUUCAGAACUUCACGACGAGCUACCUGCCUUGUACGACUCCCGCGUUCUUUUCCUCGUUACUAAUUUGCAGACUCUUUUUGCUGCUGAGCAAGUGUUUCACACUGAGAGCGCUAAGGUAUAUUCCGAGCUGGAAGCGAUCGUCGAUAAAUUGGCAAAUGAAAGUCAGAGAGGAUCAUACACCCUGAAGAAGAACACCGAGCCCCAAUCGCCAAAAUCACCGAAUGCCAACUCUUCUUUAAUAAUCAACACACAACCGGCUCAGAACAAUAUUCUACCAGCCGUGGAUGAUUCCGCUCCGGCAGCGAGAAACACAUCGCCAACUACUCAAUUAAACGGCAAUGCUAACAGCAAUGCUAACAGCAAUGAUAAUUCCCUCAAUAACCAGGACGCAUCUCCGCAAAGCACAGUAGCGGCCUCUAAACGAGUCGAAGAGCUGUACGAUAUUCCUGUUGGGGCGACGACUGAUAACUUGCCACCUGGGGUUUUGUAUAGAGUCAAGGCUACUUACAAGUACAGAUGCGAGGAUGUGGAUGAAUUGUCUUUUGAUGUUGGUGAUAUUAUUCGUGUAGUGGAGUACGAUGACCCAGAAGAACAGGAGCAAGGCUGGUUAAUGGGUAUCAAAGAAGGUACAAAUGAAAAGGGUAUGUUCCCAGCAAACUUCACGAAACCUCUGUGAGAGCUUUACUAAAUUUAUCUAUUACACUCCAAUGCUCACUGCAAUAGCGUAUUCUAUUUAAAGAAAAUAGUUACAACAUGUAAAAAGUGAAAACGAUUAAAUAAUGAAUAUACAAUGAGAGGCAAUGGGAAAGGAAGGGGAUGUGAUGAGAUAGUUAUGCUGGAAGGUACUGUGGAAAAUUUAUCACCCCAAAGUGCCUUAACCCAGCCACUGUCUGUGCCAACGUUCAUUGUCUAUAAUAUGGGAUUAUCUUUUUCCCAUUUUUCAAUAUACCAAUAUGCAUCAUUAAUAAUCAAAUGAAAUAUUUAAGCGAAUAAUAUAUUGUAAUACACCACGCAAUACUAUAAUAUAAAAGGUAUAUAUAAAAGAUAUAUAUAUAUAUAUAUAUAUAAAUAUAAUUUUAUGAAAUUGUACAUAGAAUUAUACAUUUUAAGAAUAUUUUAUGAGAUAACUUUGUGGCCACAGAAAUUCUGAAAUUAUCAUUAGGAACUAAUUUAAUGAUCACGGCGCACCUUUUAGCGGGAAGUGAUCACAUAUUUGAGAAUCCAAUUACCUAUUUACAUUGUUUAUAUCAAGAUUUUACAUUCUUUACUUAUAGAAAUGAGAAAAGUUAGAACCGUAGAUCCCAUUAAUGGUAUCGACUUACAUAAUCAUUUUUCAGUGUAAUAUUAAUCAGUUUCAAUAUACUAAUAUUGAAUCAGAAAAUGAACACGCUGGAAUAAGAGGAUUUUUUUAAUACAAUUUUAUUAAUGUGAUGAUAUGACGGGACAUGCACGAAAGUUUACGGAUCAAAUUUUCUUUACACUUCUUCUACCCUUUGUUGUAGUAAAUCGUAAACGUUCAAUGACCAAGUAUUUUCUGAUAUACGUACAUACAUAUAUUAUAUAGAAAAUCAAACGAUAGUGAUUAGAUUACUGUUACUGCCCUUGCCUCUAUUUGUGUAGUAAGAGUAGCAUGAAUAUCAGUGAAUGGUCCAAUGAAGAAAAUUUGUAGUGCUAAUCAAUACUCGUUGAUUAUACCGACAACAUUUUUGCACCAAACUUUAUGUAAUAAAUAGAGUUACAAUAAUGUACGGUUAUAUAGUACAAGGAGAAUAUCAACUUCAGCUUCCACUAAGUCGUGUGUCCUUUUAUCAUUAUAUUUGCAUUGAUCUAAGACGUACAGAACAUAGGAAAGUUGGAUUGCUUAUUUUAUAAAUGAAAUGCUUUAUGAUUGAACGAUUGAUCCAUUGUCACACUAACAAUUAAUCCUACAUAUGAAUUAAAACUCUAAACAAAUGAUACGUUCACUUGAAGAGCAUUGUAGGUGCAUGUUAUGAAAAAUGUAUUGACUAUUUUACAGUUAUAUAUUUAUGAUAUUGAUAAUAGAUGAACGUAUAUUUAUAUUCUAUAAAGUGGACCAACAGGAAAACAUGCAAAAGAAAGAAAAAA